ACACGGCGAGGAUAAAGCAAAAUGGCGUUUGACGGAGAAGACGUUAUUGCAGUCGUCACAACUCAGUGUUCUUAACCUGUGUGUCCAUGUACACAUAUAUGUCGUUUAUUAGACUCUAUUAAAUAGAGUAAAUAUAGUUAAGAAUUGUUUGCAUCCGGUUAUAUUAGUCUGAGCGCACUUUGAUGCUACUCGAGCUAGUUUAGCUUGCUAGUUAGCUUAGCUUGUUAGCUGCUAACAAGGAGACGCAGAAGUGAUCAAAAAUAUCGCUAAGCAGAGAUCAAGUGUGAGUGUAAAGUGUUGUGAUUGUGUGAAAAUGUGCGAAAGAACGAUAGCAGAGUACGAGGAGGAACUUUGUCCAACAAAAGAGGAGAAGGAGCGACAACAUCAAAAACUUCAAGUUGUGUUACACAGAACAAACCUCCAUCAGCUGAUUGAACACCAAGAAGAAUGUCUCCCUCAUCUGCAGGGGGACAGUUUCACUUUAGAGUAUCCACAGCCCUCACAUUUUAAAGGGGACGAGGAGGAUCCACAGCCCUCACAUUUUAAAGAGGAAGACGAGGGAGAGUGUCUUCUUGGACAGGAGGGGACUGACCUCAUCAAGUUUCCGCUGACUGUUGUCUCUGUGAAGACUGAAGACCAUGAAGACAAACCACCUGAGUCCUCACACCUUCAUCCCAGUUCAAACGUCUGUGAAGAACAUCUCCCUGAGCAGCAAGAGCGGACCUCAAGGAUGGAGCGGAAUCAGUCACAACCCCCCUAUAUUAAAAAGGAAAAGGAGGAGCUGCAGUACCCCCACAUUGAAGAGGAAGAGGAGUCAAAGCAACCCCACAUUAAAGAAGAAGAAGAGGACCCACUGACCCCCCAUUUUAAAGAGGAAGCUCUACAUUACCCUCACAUCAAAGAGGAAGAGGGGGAACACAGCAUCAGUCAGGAGGGAGAGCAUCUUGAACGUUUGGAGGAGUUCCCAGUGAUUGGUGUGAUUGUGAAGAGUGAAGAUGAUGAGGUCAAAGGUGAAAGUGAGGAGAAGAGAGAGGCGGAGCCUCCAAGCAGCAGCUCAACUCAACACAUGACAACAGAAGCUGAUGGAGACCACUGUGGAGGAUCACAAGCAGACAAGAUCUUAGCUCCACUAUCAGAUAGUGACGACACAACGUCUCACUCUCCUGACACUGAUGAUGAAGACUCUGAAGAUGAUAAGACAUGUCACACUGACAACACACAUUUGACAUGUUCUUACUGUGACAAAACUUUUAAAUAUCUGAGUGAUCUGAAAGUACACAUGAGAACACACACUGGAGAAAAACCUUUUUCCUGUUCAGUUUGUGGCAAAGGUUUUACACAAAGUGAAGAUUUGAAAAGACACUUGAGAAUACACACUGGAGAAAAACCUUUUACCUGUUCAAUAUGUUGUAAAAGUUUUGCACUAAGUCAAUGUUUGAAAAGACACACGAGAACGCACACUGGAGAAAAACCAUAUUCCUGUUCAAGCUGCAACAAAACGUUUUCUGACCAAUCAGCACUUGUAAGACACACAAUGAUACACACUGGAAAGAAACCUUUUGGGUGUCCAAUUUGUGGUAAAGGUUUUGCACUAAAAAAAUAUUUGAAAAGUCACACAGGAACACACAGUGGAGAAAAAAACUUUUACGUGUUCAAAUUGCAACAAAAGCUUUUAUGAGCGAGCAAAACUUGUAGCACACAUGAGAAAACACACUGGAGAAAAACCCUUUUUCUGCUCAAUCUGCGGUAAUCGUUUUACUCAAAGGCAUACUUUGAAAACACACAUGAGAAUGCACACUGGAGAGAAACCUUUUUCCUGUUCAAUCUGUGGUAUAGAUUUUACUCAAAGACAGCAUUUGAAAACACACAUGAGAAUACACACUGGAGAAAAACCUUUUCCCUGCUCAGAAUGCGGUAAAGGUUUUGUACGAAAAAAUUGUUUGAAGGAACACAUGAGUACGCACACUGGAGAAAAAUCGUAUUCUUGUUCAAUCUGUAGUAAAGGUUUUGGACGAAGUCAGUAUUUGAAAAGACACAUGCAGAACCAUAGUUGAAAGAGUGUUGUGUUGCGGUGUGUGAACUGUCAAAACUGACUUUCUAAUAACACAUAACAUGUGUGACAUUGCUGUUGUCUGUGUAACACAAUCUUGUUAAUAGGAUACUAACAUUUAUGGAUUAGAUAUAUUCGAUCAGUGUUUUUUUUAUAGUUAAAUACAGGCAUUAUUAUGUAAAAUUGUGUACUUUGAUUUAAAAAUGAAAAGAACAAUUUGACUGAAAAGGCUAGAGUAAAAAGUACAAAACAUGUUCUUCUGGACCACUUCUGGAAGCAUAUUGUUAUUUACUUUAUACAUCAUUUAAACAGUUGUGUUUUAUACAAGAUACUUUACUUUUAAAUUGAGUGACUUUAUGAAUCAUUUGUUGGGUCUUGAUAAUCCAUUCUAUUAAUUAUCUUUAUUACUCUCUUUUGUAAUAUGAAUAUUGUUUUGUGAUUGUUUUAUAUGUAUGUCCCCAGACCUUUUUGCAAUAAACGAUGUAUGCUUCAACAAAAUUUGGGAACAAUAAACAUAGUUACUUUUUGUGAGUAUGUAUUUUUUCCAUUUAAUAUUGCAGGCAUUUUUGAUGUUUUGUUCUUGUGAUUUAAAAAAAAAAAAGAAAUCUGUCUUUAUAGCACUCACACUUGUCUCAAUGCGCGUUGCAUUGAGCUUCAUUAGUUGAACAUGAACUAUGUCACAACCCUCCAGUC
Molecule: messenger RNA, 2743 nt
Organism: Nerophis lumbriciformis (worm pipefish)
Lineage: Eukaryota; Metazoa; Chordata; Actinopteri; Syngnathiformes; Syngnathidae
Biological process (GO): regulation of transcription by RNA polymerase II
Cellular component (GO): transcription regulator complex; chromatin; PcG protein complex
Molecular function (GO): DNA-binding transcription factor activity, RNA polymerase II-specific; RNA polymerase II cis-regulatory region sequence-specific DNA binding
Source: RefSeq, a predicted model, not a curated record